Messenger RNA from Leguminivora glycinivorella, 2532 nucleotides. Its product is annotated as catalase-like. NCBI's taxonomy places the organism in Eukaryota, Metazoa, Arthropoda, Insecta, Lepidoptera, Tortricidae. Gene Ontology annotation, molecular function: catalase activity; heme binding. Bases 189 to 1757 code for a protein of 522 amino acids. Gene Ontology annotation, cellular component: cytoplasm; peroxisome; mitochondrion. The record is from RefSeq and is a predicted model, not a curated record. Gene Ontology annotation, biological process: response to hydrogen peroxide; hydrogen peroxide catabolic process. The transcript is spliced from 4 exons.
UUGCAAGCCAACAGCCUUUUCAUUGCCUCCUCGCCCGUCGCGGGUAGUGGUAUAUUCGAGUUCAGUUUACUUGAGUCGUUGCCUUCUACUUCGGUUUCUGGAAAAAAAAUUGGUGCGUGUGAACUCGAGAUAAGGAUUAAGCAAGUUCCGAUUUCUAUUCAUGCCCAUGUUGUUAAGACCGUACUAAAAUGUACAAGGGAGCAAACUUUGGCAUCUUAAGGUUGAUACUAGUGAUACUCUUGGAUAUAAUAAUUGCUGCUAAUGCUGUACAUUAUGAAGAUGUUGCGGCUCAACAGACGGUUCUGUUCGCUGAGAGAACUGGGGGGCCAAUAGGAAUUCUGACCACGGCGAAUGGAGCACCCGUAGAGUUCAAGGACGCCAAUGUGUCCCUCAACCGGCGAGUACUCUUCAACGAGUAUUUAACGGAGUCUAUAACGCAUCUCAACCGGCAGAAAAUCGUGGAGCGCACGGUGCACGCACCCGGUUCUGGUGCUUUUGGAUAUUUUGAGGUCACCCGCGACAUAACGAACAUUUGUAAAGCAAAAUUCCUAAAUAAAAUCGGCAAAAAAACGCCGGUGGCCGUAAGAUUUUCUCUAGUAGCUCCUUCAAUCGGGGCUUCGGACACAUUCAGAGAUGGGCGCGGUUUCGCUAUCAAAUUCUACACGGAGGACGGCAAUUUCGAUAUGGUGGGCCUCAGUACCCCUAUAUUUCCUUACAAAGACCCUCUCUUCUUCCCGACAUUCGCAAACGCGCAGGCCAAAAAUCCCUCAACCAAUUUGUUCGACGCGAACAUGUUAUGGGAUUACAUAACUCUACGUCCAGAAUCAAUACACUUCUUCAUGUAUAAAUUUGGAGACAGCGGCAUACCCAACGGUUACCGGCAUAUGCCAGGGUUCAGCGUCCAUACAUACCAAGUGACCAACGAUCAAGGAGAAUCGCAUUUCCUUAGAUUCCAUUUAUUACCAGAUCAAGGAGAGGGUUACUUGACUUCUAAAGAAGGCAUGGAGAUAAGUGGAAUUAAUCCAGACGCCUUUACGAAAGACUUGUAUAAUGCUAUUGCAAAUGGAGACUACCCUAGCUGGCAAGUUCUAGUUCAGGUGCUAAGUUUAGAGCAGGUUCGAAAUGCUGCUUUUGACGUCUUUGACGUGACAAAGGUGCUACCCGUUGAUGAGUAUCCGCUUCAACCCUUGGGCCGUCUGGUGCUUGACAGGAAUCCUGUGAAUUUCUUUGCGGAGAUCGAACAAAUAGCUAUGUGUCCCACUAAUUUGGUCCCAGGUAUUCUUGGCGCGCCGGAUAAAUUAUUUGAAGCACGUCGGUUGUCAUAUCGCGAUGCUCAGUAUUAUAGGCUAGGAGCAAAUUUCCAGAACAUAGCCGUUAAUUGUCCUUUGAGACAAUCUUUUACUUAUAACAAUAAUGGCCGUCCGCCAGCGAAAAUAACCGAUAGACCAACGUACUGGCCUAACACAUACCAUGGUCCUGUACCUUAUGUUGAUCCCGAAAGACCUGAGGUACUUGAAAUAGUGCAAGAUACGUCUCUAAACUUUGACCAGGCGUCACAUCAUUAUAAAUAUGAGUUGCCUGAAGACGCAAGGAAACGUUUGAUUAGUAAUAUUGUUGAUAGCCUUGUACAGGCUGAUCCCAAGCUUCAGGAUCGAGCAGUCAAGCUGUUCAAGAUCAUAAAUGCGGAUUUAGGGAUUAGAGUGGAGAGGGGUCUAGCUAAUGAGAAGAAAAAUAAAUAUAAUUACGAACUAAUGUAAAGCUCCAUAUUUUUUGCGUAAAUUAUAUUAAUAAUAUAUUACAAUAUGUCGUGAUAUUAAAUUUUAUGUGGUGUAAGGUACAUUAAGUUCUCGUUAGAUUUGUGUUUAAAACUCUGGUGCCAAAAACUUGUUUUAAGUGUCAAGAAUGCCUACAAAAAUUCUCUAACGAGUACCUACCUACUUGGUAGAUACUUGGAAUAAGAACGGGGUUUUGAUAAUAAUGGGAUUAAUCUGUAUGUAUAAAUUACAUUCCAUAAAAAAAAAAUCAAAAUCGGUUCAGUAAUAAGGGAGAUAUUAAAAUUAAAAUAUAAAAAAAAAACAUACAGACGAAUUGAUAACGUCCUCCUUUUAGGUUUGGAUGUCCUCACUAGACCCACCUAUAUCUACACUUACUCACACCACACCUGUAAACUAUAAUCACGCCUGUGGUAGGCAGAGCACAUUAAACUACUCAAGUUUCAUUCCUGGCAAAGAAGAAAGAAAGCGAAAUUGUGACGUUAAUAGCAGCCAGGGAGCUAUCAACAAUACCUAAUAUUCAUAAUUAAAUAUAUUUUGCAAUGUAAUAGUCGUCACCUUCGUUUUAUGGUAAAAGUACCAGUGCUGGACAGUAAGUCAGUGACUCAGUCAGUAGAUGCCACUUUCAAUAAAGGCAUUGUCAAUAAAUGCACUGGCAAAUUUACCUUAAGUACGUAAGUUUUGUAAAGUAAGUUAAAAAUGUAAAUUUAUAAUUAUUACCCAUGUUAAUUACUUACAUCAAUAAAUUAUUCUCAGCAAA